This is a messenger RNA of Microplitis mediator, 2398 nucleotides long. RefSeq lists its product as uncharacterized. The transcript has 7 exons. Lineage: Eukaryota; Metazoa; Arthropoda; Insecta; Hymenoptera; Braconidae. The record is from RefSeq and is a predicted model, not a curated record. The coding region runs from base 1636 to 2376 and encodes 246 amino acids.
UAUAUGAAUGGUUAAAAAUUUUUGUUGUAAAACUAUUUUUAGGUAGCAAUUAAAUAUUUAUGUUUAAUAGCAAAAUAACAAACAAAAUAAUUAUAAUAAAUAGCCAUAUUAUUCUGUCAUAAGCGCGCAAAUUAAAAGUACAAUAAACGGGUUGUAUAAAAAAUUAUAAAUAAUAGUAGACAUACCUUAUUUAAUAUUGUUUAAUAAUAAUUAAUAAUAUUAAUUUAGUGUUUUAAUGACCCGCCAAUUUUACAGAUACAUAUAUAUUUAUAUAUGAUAAAUGAUGUAGUAUGUAUUAAAAUAAAAAUUUUUCCGUUGUUUUUAUUAUGCUAGUAGUAUAUAAAAGCGAAAUAUUUUUUAUCAAAAGUUGAUACAUACUCUGACGAUAAACUUGAACUCUCUUAACAAAAAAAAUAGUAUUUUAAAUUAUUAUUUAUUGAAACGAAAUUUUAUUAUUUCAUAAUGCAAAAUUAUGAAUAAUAAUCAUCAAGUAUGUAGGAAAAUAAUAUAAAGUAAAUAUGAUAAUUAUUUAUUUAAAGAAAUAAAUAAUAAAUAAAAUAAAUGAUAACGCUUGCGCUCCUAGACAGGUGAAUAUUUUGUGACGUAAAAUCUCGUAAGAGCGCAUGAACAAGGACACGCAAGUCUAUAACAGGUCCAUAAGUAGUCCUGUGUAACGCGGCGCGCGGAUACGACGGCACCAUCGAGAUCAGUCGAGGAAAAUACUUUAGAGACAAAAUCUAAUUAUAUACAUAUAUAAUAUAACAUGGGUGAGAUUUAACAUACCUAAUAACUAAUAGUCAAUAAACCAAGAGGUGUUCUGAGUAUAUAAAAAUCAAGAUAUAAUAAUAAUAAUAAUAUUAAUAAUAAUCAGAGAAAAAUAAAUCAUUAGUUAUUCUGUGGUGCUGUCACAGAGUAAAGUCACACAGAUAAUUAUUUGGAGAAUAAUUGUACAUACGCACAGACAGCAUUCAAGAUAUUAGUCAGAGAAGUUACAUUACAACUCAUAAUCUCGUUCUAUUCAUAACUUCGACUCCCGUAGCUUUAUUUAUUGAAUAAAAAAAGAAUCUUGAAUCAAAUAACAAUUAUUGUUAUUCACAAAUACAUUCGGCACUUGAGUAAUUAUCAAAACAAACCCCUUUUCUUUAUCAACUCUCUUAAUCUGUUACACUCGAUUUAUAUAUACUUUAUACAAUUAUUUAUUGUGAGCAUCACGAAUAUAUAUAUAUAUAUCCUUGUAAGUCUGUUCAUUCAUAUACUCGAUCGUAAGAUAAAGCAUAGCAUUAAUAUAUCUUAUAUAUAUCUUUUAACAAAUGUUUCUUGAUUAAACUAUUGUCGGAUCUAUCUUAUUGUUAUUAUUAUUAUAUUCUAUUAUUACUCAAUCGAACGAUUAAUUAAUAUACAAACUAAAGUGAUUGUCAAUCCAUCAAUAAUCAUUCUAUUAUCCCUUAUAAAAUGAAUAGUAUAAAAUAAUGUGGUGGUGGUGGUGCCGCCGCCGCUGAUAAUAAUAUAGAUAUAUGUAUACAUACCAACGAGGUGAUGCGCAACAGGGAUAAAAGUAAAUGGAUGAUAACAUAAAAUAAAUAGAGAAGAAUAGGAUAAGGAUAUAGAAAAGGAAGGAAAGGAAAAAAAAGCAGAAUGGGAAAAGGCGAUAAACGAGGUGUCGGCCAGCGUAACGAAGCUGUUAGCACGAGUAGUAAUUUAGUAGGAAAAUUUACACAAAGUGUACGAAGAAUAGUUCAAGACGUCAAGGACGAGGGAUCAUCGAGUGGUUUACCAAAGGAGGAUUUAAUUGAAACGAAUGAACGAUUGAGAACAGUGAGGGUAAGAUUAGAGACUAGUUAUGAAACGGCUAAGCGUGCUUUAACUGAUUUGAUGGCUAAAUAUACUGACAGCAAACAAGUACGCAAUAUUUUCCAACGUUAUAAUAUUCUUAAAGUUAUUAUAAAGGAUGUCAUUAAAUUGGAAACUCAAUAUUGGAUUCUUGUUGAUAUACCACGACAAGAGAAACAAGAAACAGUACCAGCAUUUGUGCUGAGAGCAUGUGCUAUAAUGGAAAAAACGCAUAAAACUUGUGAAGGUAUUAAAAGUUUUGCUAAAUUUGCCGGAGAAGAUGCUGCCGAAAAUAAAAAGGAACGUAUCGAUCGCCUCGAAGAUAUGACAACAUCGCAGAUAGAAACUGAAAAUACUCAAAUGAUUAAUGAUCUUUAUCGAUUACUUAAAAAAUAUACUGGUUUAAGGAACCUUAUUCGAGAUUUAAAGGUGGAAUACAACAGUUCAAAAGUUUAUCCUAUGUUUCCUCGUUACACGAUACUAAAAGACAUGAUCAAAGAUAUAAUGCAUAAUCCAUGCUACAUGGAAGUUUGCCAUGAAAAUUAAUAAAAAACAACAAAAAUCAUAA